AAUAAAGCCCGUCCGAGGAACAGACGGAGUGUGAGAGUCCUGGUAGGGGUAACUCGCCUAAAUCCCGAAAACCAUGCUGAAGUUUGUGUUAUUGUCUCUUUGUGUGGGUUUGGCGAUGGGCAGCUCAGUGGACAGAGGAGGACAUCUGGACAUCAGUGAGACCCUGGAGGCGCAUGUAGCGCAGGGACAGAGCACUUUAAACGAGAUGUUCAGAGAGGUGGAAAAACUGAUGGAGGACACAAAACACAAACUUGAAGAGGCUGUGCACCAGAUGGAGAACGAGUCUUCAAAAGCAUUGUUACAUGGACACAACCUACCGGACAGUUUUCACAAUGAAACUACAACAGAGAUUAAGAUUGGCAAUCGGACAAUCCAGUUGAUAGAGAGGAUUGAUAAGGAAACAGACCGUAAGACUGGGAAAACUCAAAUUUCCAGAACUCUCAUUCAGGGCCCCAGCCGAUGGAAUGAAGUAGAUCAUGAGUGUAUGAUUGAUGAAGAUUGUGAAGAAGGAAGCUACUGUCUGUAUGAGAUUAUCACCUCUAAAUGUGUCCCGUGCCAGACGACUAAUAUGGAGUGCUUAAAAGACGAGGAGUGUUGCGGCGAGCAGCUGUGUGUUUGGGGCGUUUGUGCUCAGAAUCGAACCAAAGGACAAUCCGGAACAAUCUGUCAGUACCAGAGCGACUGUAGUCCUCAACACUGCUGUGCCUUUCACAAAGCCCUCCUCUUCCCCGUGUGUCGACCGAAGCCACAGGAAGGCCAGGGCUGUCACGACCACCCUAACCAAUUAAUGGAUCUUAUGCUGUGGGACGAGGAGGGGCCACGCGAGCACUGUCCUUGUGCUGCAGGCCUGCACUGUCAGCCUCUCGGGAAACACUCGGCGUGUGUGGAUGAGAGGAAUUCAUCUGGUGAAGGGACUGAACAUUUUGACAGGAACUGAACAUCAUCAGUGUUAUAGUGCAUUUCUGUAAUUUAUUUUAUACGAUUUUAAGAAAUCCUUUUAGCCCUUGGUCUGCAAUACUUCAAGAUCAACAGGCAGGACCUCCCUAUACUCACACCAUUGUUUAAGAGCAACUGUGCGGUUUUUUCACUUUUUGGGGAAUCAGUCUGCAAAUGGUUAACUUAUCAAUGUGUUUGCAAAUUAAGAGACAGUAUUUCAUCGCAACGAAAAAACUUUUUUGAAGUCAGUGCAAUGUUCUCAUUUUGUGGACCUGCUGUACAGCUGUAUGUUACUUCCAUAUUAAAACCAUUCAUUUUUAAGGAAACAAAUAUAUUUGUUAAUGUAACUUAUUCAAAUCUAAACAACAGAUGGCAGUAUUGAGUCGUGUUAGUUGUGGCUUCCCUGCUAAAAAAAAACAAUAGACACCAUCACAGAAAUUCUAAUGGUUUUAUUGGGAAUUUUAUUGGUUCUAAUGGAAUAUGGCCCAAAACACACUACAGUGUAGUGGUUUUAAUGGUAAAAAGCUAAUGGUUUCUAUUGGUAUUUUAAUGGAACCCAUUAGAAUUUUCUGUAAUGGUUUUAUUGGUUUUUCAGCAGGUUAGGCCAUGGGUUUUCAAACUUUAUGUUGGCAAGACCCUCAAGGUUAUUUAGAGGGUCCCUAAUCCAUGAAAGAAAAUAACCCCAACAUGGUAAAAACAUGAAUUCAUGUCAUGAUUGCUGAAUACUUUCAUUACUGCACUGUGGUCAUUACUUGCACAGAUGUAGACAUAAUGUGCAUUUUAAACUUAAACUAUUUUUUUCACACUGAUUAACUGUCUGUUAAUGAAAAGAAGAUUUAAUGUGAACUACAGAAACGUUAAUAAACUGUGUUCAGGAAACAGCAUGAUAUACAUACCUACUUCAACACUGGGAUUUUUUGGCAAAAUUAAAUUAAGAAUUAAAUAUUAAUUGCAUAUUCUUCAAUGUUAUAAAGUUAAUAUGGAUUCAUAUAUGUUACAAUGUGAUUUUCUUUUCUUUUUUGACAAAGACUUAAACAGCUACUGUUUAUUAGGCUCUAGGACAUAACGAAUUGUUUAUUAUAGUACAUUAAAUUUGGGAU
Messenger RNA from Paramisgurnus dabryanus, 2036 nucleotides. The record is from RefSeq and is a predicted model, not a curated record. NCBI's taxonomy places the organism in Eukaryota, Metazoa, Chordata, Actinopteri, Cypriniformes, Cobitidae.